This is a messenger RNA of Encephalitozoon intestinalis ATCC 50506, 1431 nucleotides long. RefSeq names its product putative mitochondrial translocase. Bases 1 to 1431 code for a protein of 476 amino acids. The transcript has a single exon. NCBI's taxonomy places the organism in Eukaryota, Fungi, Microsporidia, Unikaryonidae. Gene Ontology annotation, molecular function: protein binding. The record is from RefSeq and is a predicted model, not a curated record.
AUGGUAGGGAGGAAGACUUCUGCUUUUCUAGCUGUUACUGUGAUGUCUGGAGCUAUACUUGUGUGGCAGGGGGUUCGUGCAUGGAGAAGAAACCGGAGAGAGAAAAGUAUCAGAGAGUACAUGGAUAGAGGUCUUUUGUUGUUGAAAGAGAAGAUGUACAGCGAGGCUGCAGUCUUGUACCUAAAGUGCCUGAAUCUAAUGGAGGAGUGUGAUGAGAGGCUUGUUAGUGUAUACAACAAUCUUACGAUAUGUCUUGCAAAGAUUAAGGCAUACAAAGAGGCAGUAGCAUAUGCCGGGAGAUCCCUCCAAAUAAACAUACUUAACAACGAAAAGGCUCUGAGGCUAAGAUACGAAUGCCACAGGGCUCUGGAGAUGAGGAGAGAGACCCUUUGCGAUGCCUUUUUGUGCGGGCUUGUGACAAAGGACGAGAAGUAUAGAAAGCUUGCACAGGAGAUUUUGAAGUUGGAAGCAGAGGCCGAGGCCAGGAAGAUGGCAGGUACAAGGGAGGCAUGCCCGUCCAAGAUUUCAUAUGAAAACUUCUUCGCAACCUUUCCUGAUUUGUUUGAAAGCGAGUCUUUUGUAAAUGACGAGUUGGUUAGGCUUAUUCGAGGUGGGAAGUACGAUGAGGCCUUUGAGAAGGCAGAGAAGAGAGAUGACAGUAUAUCAAGGUUUGUGGUUGCAGGAAUAGUCCAUGUAAGGGGAAAGGACAUGGAAGCUGUUUCUCUACUAGAGAACGAAAAGAUGAUUUUUUCAAUCAGCCUCCGGGAGUAUCUUAAAACUCUUCACGGAGAUACACCUAUGGACAUAGAAGACUUUGUGUCCAAGAACAGCAAAAGCGUCUCCGUUCUAUUCUAUGCAUCCAAGAUCCAUCUCAAUCUCAAGAACCAUGAAUUGUAUGAGAAGUUCAUUGACAUGGCACUAGAAUGUGAAAACCAUGACUUUCUGUAUGUAGACAGGAUAAUCUAUGAGGUGGGGCAUGGAAGAAGUGAAAGAGCACAGGAGUUCCUGAACAGAGCACUUGAAGCCCAUCCACUUAGUAUCAGUAUCCUGUCUAUUGCCUGUGAAUACUACAUUAGGAACAAGGAUGCGAGACUGGAGAUGGUGAUGUCAACCUUUGAGGAGCAUUUCCAGAAGGAUCCUCGAUUUCUUCUGCUCAAAGGGAUAGCUGCACAGACAAAGAACGAAGCCGAAUUGGCCGAAAAAUACUUCAGGCUUGCAAUUGAGGCCGAUAGAAGAUUCUUUAAGCCUUAUGUGUAUCUAGGAGGGAUUCUCCUUGGGAGAAACGAUAAGGACGGGAGGCAUGUUUAUGAGGAAGCUCUGAAAUGUGCGGUAAGCUAUGACGAGCUGUUUCUUGUUUAUCAAGCCUUAAUUCUCAUUGAUGUACAGGAAAAGAUAAUGAAGAUGUAUCCAGAUGUGCUCAAGACCUUUUAG